CACCCUCUGUGUUGAUCUGUCCUGACAGUUUCUGUAGUCUCAUCAGUCAGCAUAGCUGGGACCCCUGGAAGGAGACAUCAUGAUCUCCACUUUGAUAGUGCUGUUUCAUCUUGGGCUGAGUCUGGAACCCAGGACCACAACGAUGGCAGGAAAAUUCCCCACACCCACCAUCUUGGCUGAGCCAGACUCCGUGGUCACCAAGGGACAGUCUGUUACUAUCUGGUGUCUUGGGACCGAGGAAGCCCAGGUGUACUAUCUAUAUAAAGAGGAAGGUUCAAAAUCCUUGAAGACACAGACUGCGUUUGAGCCUGGGAACAAGGCCAACUUCUCCAUUCCAUUCACGACAGAGUACCACGCAGGACUAUACCACUGCUACUAUUACAGCCCUGCCGGCUUAUCAGAACAGAGCAACGCCCUAGAGCUGGUGGUGACAGGAUUCUACAGCAAACCCAGUAUCUCAGCUCUGCCGAGCUCUCUGGUAACCUCAGGAAGGAAUGUCACCCUCCAGUGUAGCUCACAUCAGGGAUAUGGAAGGUAUAUCCUUACUAAGGAAGGAGAACAGAAUGUGUCCUGGACUCAGAACUCACAGAAACACCCCAAUGGACAGUUUCUGGCCCUGUUUCCUGUGGGACCAGUGACUUCCAAACACAGAUGGGCCUUCAGGUGCUACGGAUACUACAAGAGAACCUCCCAGAUGUGGUCAGUACCCAGUGAGACCCUGCAGCUCCUCGUUUCAGAUUCACACUCACAAGAUCACACAGUGGAGAAUCUCAUCAGGAUGGCUGUGGCUGGCUUGAUUCUGGUUGUUCUUGGGAUUCUACUGUUUGAAGCUCAAAAGAGCCAGAGAAGUCCUCAAGAUUCAGGGUGUAGGUGAAUAGUGCAUCUCUUAAUAUGGUAGAGACUUGGAGAUGAAUCCACCAAGUAGAGAAAAAUCAUGGAAGAAAAUUUGUGGCACAAGUGUGUGAAUAUUGUUGAGUGCUCCAAAGAGAACAUCAUAUUUGGGUGCAGGGGAAAUGUCAGAGAGAUCUGUGAAGAGAACUCUACACCCAUUCAAUUGGGACAGUGUGGUGGCUUGAAUGAGUUGGCCUCCAUAGUCUUAGGCAUUUGAAUGUUUGGUCCUCAUUUGGUGAUGCUGUUUGGAGAGACUUAGGAGGUGUGGUCUUGUCGGAGGAAUUGUGUAACUGAAAGUUUAAAGACUCUCAUCAUUUCUAGCUCACUCUUGUGUAUCCAUUUCCUCCAUUAUCCAUCCUGCAGGAAAUCUUAAGUCAGAAGGCAAGCAAGUCAAAAUAGCCCCAGGAAGGCCCUGAAAGUGACCAGAUUCACUAGGCCCCUUCUUCCUAAGAGUUAACAAGAAGAGCUGGUGAGAGUCAGUUAGACAAGGUAAACUGCAAAGAAGAAUCUGAGAACAGAGCAGCUACCAGGAAGAAUAAACAAAACAAAUCAAAAACACAACUGAGCUGCCUGGCAGAGGUUUAGAUCAGAAUCACUUGGAAAGGAUACUCUCCAACCUGUUUAGCUUGCCUGAAGGCUGUGAAAUAUGCCCUUUGUGAAUUAUUACCCAUGAUGGGGCAAAAUUUGGUGAUGCAGAUGACUUGGAGUCAUUUCUGCUCCUGUAAGUAAUCUUAACAAAACUCAUUGGUUCACCAAAUUGGACUUUAGUGGUAGCCAUACUUCGGUCUGUCAUGUCCUCCCUUUCUAGAGCGAAUAGUGUCUACUGUGUAUGCUGUGUCUCCCAGGAAAAGUCUUGCCACAGAACAACUCUUUCCUUCUUGUGCUUGUGAUUUAAGAUGUGAGCUGUCAGCUUUCUUUUGCGGCCACCAUGCCUUCACUCUGUCAUCAUGGACUCAUCCUUUGGAACUUUAAAUGCAAAUAAACUACUUCUUCUAUAA
This is a messenger RNA of Peromyscus californicus insignis, 1889 nucleotides long. Its product is annotated as leukocyte immunoglobulin-like receptor subfamily A member 5. The coding region runs from base 80 to 874 and encodes 264 amino acids. Gene Ontology annotation, biological process: cytokine-mediated signaling pathway. Gene Ontology annotation, molecular function: inhibitory MHC class I receptor activity. The transcript is spliced from 5 exons. The record is from RefSeq and is a predicted model, not a curated record. NCBI's taxonomy places the organism in Eukaryota, Metazoa, Chordata, Mammalia, Rodentia, Cricetidae.